Spirometra erinaceieuropaei is the source of this 6441-nucleotide messenger RNA. The record is from the annotation of a GenBank genome assembly. NCBI's taxonomy places the organism in Eukaryota, Metazoa, Platyhelminthes, Cestoda, Diphyllobothriidea, Diphyllobothriidae.
AUGAAGCGCAAGUAUUAUGGCUUCCAUCGCAGCACAAUUUACAAGCGGAUUGCGCGUGAGAAGAAGGCAUAUUUUGCGCUGAUGGCUGAUCCCUCCGUUCCCUCUACGUCAUCGGUCGUAGACCAACCACCGGAAAUAGAAAUGCCCGAACUAGUCCCAGAAGUUUGCACUGGUAGUCAUCUUACUGUGUUACUCAAUAGCAAAUUUAGAGCCAGUAGACAUAAGCGAGGACGCGGUCGCAGGCAAAUGCUUUCUGGCGGAUUUACGGGAAUUCUGCUUGGAGGCCCAAAUGCCACUAUCCACAACAAAGAAGUUGUUUCGGAUGCUGCGGCCCUACCACCCAGAAGUGCCUAAAGACCCAAGGACGCUAUUGCAAACGCCUCGGACCUGCAUUAGCAAGCCCCUGAACAAAGGCAACUAUGUUCAUUUAGGUCUUGAACGUGGUCUGCUGGAUCAACUGCACAGUCUGCCCGAAACAAGCGUUCCUGAAAUGCGCAUCCAACUGCAUAUCGACGGAAUGAAGAUAUUCAAGGGGUCUAGUCAAGGCCUGUGGCCGAUUCUUGCCCGUGUUCGCCAUCCAGUUGUUGGGCAGCCCUUCAUUGUUGGAGUGUUCUCCGGUCCCGGCAAACCCAAUCCGUUGGAUGACUUCCUGGGCGACUGUGUUGGCGAGCUGAAAGACCUCCUGGCCAGUGGUCUGCGCAUUCCACAUACGCAAAAUAGCGUAAAGGUGAUCUUAGACAAUGUUAUCUGCGACACCCCUGCCCGAUGUUUUGUGUGGCAAGUUAAAGCUCAAAAUGGCUAUUACGGGUGUGACAGGUAUGUUGCUUCGUACCUUUAACUAUAACCACCGCAGGUGUUCCCAUAUGGGCAAACGUAUUGCAAACCGCAUGACGUUUCCAGUAUGCAGUGGGCGUCUGCGUGACGACAGGUCAUUCCGGUUGCGAAGACAGGAACCACACCACAAGGGCAGGUCUCCGUUCGAGGAUUUGCCCGUCGAUAUGGUGACCUCCUUCCCACUCGACUAUAUGCACCUGGUUUGCCUGGGCGUCAUGCGAAAGUUACUGCAUAUUUGGCGUCUGGGCUCCGGCAGGCACUCUGACUCAUUGAAUGAGUCUAUUAAGAUGUGCAGCCAAAAUUUGCCGGCCGAGUUUUCGCGUAAAUGCAGAACACUCGAUUGUCUAGAGUUUUGGAAGGCCGCCGAAUACAGGCAAUUCCUACUGUACAUAGGCCCCGUCGUUUUGUCCUCCGCUUUGUUGUUAAUUUCCCCACCUUGUAUAGUCCCUCCGAUAUUAUUUACAAUGUCCAUUGUCUGCUUCACCUGUAUGACGAUGUGUCUCAGUUUGGAGUGUUGAAUAAUUUCUCGGCAUUUCCUUUCGAGUCCUUUUUACAAAGUGUCCGCAGCAGUAUAAAAGGGCCUACUAACGUAGCCGCGCAGGUUUUCAAGCGCUUUUCUGAAAGACGCUUGCCUGAGGUACCAACAUGCCCAAUGCUGUUAGACGACGACGAGGGAGUAGCACGGGCAUUUAAACUGCCUCGCGGAUCUACCGCAAUUUUCUACAGAGACUUUGUUUUGUCAAGUAAACAGCCCGAUAAUGUGGUACUUAUCGGAAAUAGACCGUGCCUGCUGACAUCAGUGUCGGAUACCGGCAUAACUUACCACCCGUUCCUUGACUGUGAGGACCUUUUUACAACAUCCCUUCCCUCAUCCUCCUUGUAUAUGUUUAAAGCCUCCCGUUUGUCAGACAUUCCUUCAACUGCUGCCCUCUCAGACAUCAUUUGUAAAUAUAUUUCCUUUGAUAUUGACGGUCGUUUUUUUCUGAUUCCGUUACUGCACACUGUGCGUGCGCGGUGACUCUUGUUUACAUUGUUCAUUUGAUAUAAAUUUCCCUGUAGAUGUAUUCGGUUGUCGAAUUCAUAAAUGACAAGACUGUGGCCGUGGUGGCUGCAGCCUGGUUUUACGACGUUGGCAGCGUUAUGUGGCCUAAGAAGCACAACGAGCGGGCCGUCCUGCUGAAUAAUAACGGGCGGCCACCAGACGGCACCAAGGUGUACGCUGUUCGGCUACUAAAAAGUAACCUGACACUGCUGAAGGCCAGACAGCUGGUCCGGAAAGCAGAGCUGUCGGACAACCUUUCUAGCUCUGAGACGGGCGAAUUAGGCAGGGGGAUGAGGAGAAAGUACAUGUCCCAUACUGUUAAUAUUCCUUUGCAGGUAUGUCCGCAGGCAGACGUCGGAUUCAGACGGUGAUGACGAACCACUUUAUCGUCCGAGACAGCUACUUGGUUGGCCAACACCACCACGAAUAUUACAGUAAGCAUAAUUAUCGUUAAUUAUUCGUACGCCAAGGAUGGACGAACAGAUGCCCCACCUCUUCUCUCAGUCGAGUCACCCUACGCCAUCGACUUCAUAUCGGUAACUGCCUGUUAUUAAUUAUUACCGAAGGCUGUCUAGGGAAAUGCCGGCACCUGCGCCAGUGCCUGCUACCGAACCUGCAUGUAGCCAUCAGGCGCAGAGUGACAAGAAUGACGUAAACUUUCGGUUAGCGUCCCUCGAGUAAGACUGUUGACAAUCUCAUUGACAAUCUAUUAGAAACAAAGUCGAUUUCCUGACCGAGCAAAUGGUCGCCCUCAACAACAGUGUGCGGCAACUGCAGGCAACAAUGACUAUUGCUAUCAGUGAAUUAGAGAGGGGUGCCACUGCUGCCGACGUCGGGCCCUCUCAUCUGCAUUUGCCACUUUGCACAGCCGAAGCCUACGAGGACUUCGUUCGUCGGCUAACUACUGAGGCGGAAUUGGCAGACAAGGCGGUAUGUGUAUAUUUGUUUGACUGUUCUCAGAUCAGACAGCUGGCCGUGGUGGGAGGGCGGAGUAAAAAGGACUUUGUCAGAAAUCUUCUGACUGCCCUCAUUGGUCCGCCGCUUUGUUACACCUUCUGCUGGAGGGGCGGAUCCAAAAAGAAGCGGUCGUUCCUUGCCUGCCCGUUAUUUAGCAUCGUCAACGGUAGGUCUACUUUUUGCUUAUUGGCACAUACAGAUGCCAUCGGUCAAAACCCCCGUUUUAGCAACUGAAACAGGAAGGUACUUCGACUUACGGCCAUUAAUUGGUUCCAUGGGUCGAAGGACCGUUAUGGAGGACGAUCGAGACGCAGGCGCAAUAUUCACACAGUACGACAUUUUGCUUUGAAUAACUGCCUAAAUGUGUUCAGUUUCAAGGAGUCUCCACUGAUGACCUCGCAUGCCCACAACUCUCCCCUCCGAAGCACACGUAAAUUAACUGAAAAAGACUGCUAUUAACACACUUUAUGUUAUUUCCCUCUUUUCAAUAAUUAUAAUGAUAGUAUGUAUUUCGGAAGUAUUUAUACAUACUAGUAUGUAUGAAUUAACAGUGUACUUUGCAAUAGUGAUUAUUAUAUUGUAAUAACUAUUGCAAAGUACGUUGUUAAAUAACUCGAGAUCUGACGUUCGCAGAAGUAGUAAAUCCGCCUACCUAUCUCUUGAGUUCGAAAAGUGAGACACAGCUCAUUUUACCCGGCCCUCGUUGACCGGUUUGGGGUCUGCGUCGGACCCGUAUUUUACUGUGAUCAGUGUCGCGCCCGCCCUGGUUGACCGCGUAGAUAAUUAGCGUCCCGAAUUACUUCGCGCCGUCGCUGCCUCUUGUCAAAGUGGUUCGUAAAACCGAAUACGGGCAAAUAAAUUAAUUUGACAAAGGACAUCCGGGCUUCUCUGCAUCAGCCCUGAGGUAAAUUAGGGUCAUGUACAUAGAACUAUGUGCGUGAAUUUCCAGUGCCUGGGGACGGGCAGACGAAUUCACUACUCGGAACCCGGACCCGCGUCUGGCCUGCCCCGAAGGAAGCCUCCUUAUGAUACGCCCCCUAGGAAUUGCAUUUCUCCUAUUAUUGACAUUAUUGAUUAGUUCAAUGACAAGAGCAUUACCCAUGUUUUACCACAGUUCUUUUUUUUACAGGAACCGCCGAUAACCAGUGGAAGCCCUUUAAUGUCCAUUGGAGAACUGCAUCCCCGCCUGUAUUUUUCGUACCGAUUUCUCAUUUGUAAAUACUCAAUAAACCGUCGUUUCUAACCAUUGUCUGUCCACUUUCCUAUGUCGUGGGACAGAGUGAAUGCUAACUAGUUUGUCCGGUUGUGCACUUACGCGGGGUGUUUACCGCUGAUUUGCUUUAGCCGAAGCUGGGAGGGUUCAGUGACAUGUAAUCGUGCUGCGAUAGCCGACCAUUUAGAAUGAGUGGACUCGCGAGUAAAAAAACGGAAGUCAUUAAAGGGCGGGGAACGAAUGGAGAAUGGGGAGAUCCUAUCGGUUGUCCGGUUGUGCACUUACGCGGGGUGUUGACCAUUAAUGGUCAAUCAAUUGAUUUGCUUUAGCCGAGGCUAGGAGGAUCCAGUGACACAUGUAAUCUUACAGCGACAGCCGCCAGUCUAGAAUGAGUGCACUCGCGAGUAAAAACGGAGGCCAUAAAAGGGUGGGGGACGAAUGGAGAAUGGGGGGCGCCGCCACGCAUUUUUUUCGGAUGGUGUGGCCAGACCUGGCUGUGAUGUCGAAAGCCACACCUUAGCCACGCCCAAUGGCCACGUUUGGCCGCGUCGUAGCCACGUCUUGCCGCGGCGGCAAGGCAUGGCCAGCCGCGGCUGGUGCUGGCAGGGUUGGGAUGGAGGGCUUUGGCUCAGUCCAAGAAGUCGUCCAUCUUAUGUUUUUAACAUAUCGGACAUGUAGUGCCUAUUUUAUGGGUAUUUGAUCUGUGUAGACUGAUCUUUGGACCGUAUUGCGCAAGCAAACUGCUUUGUGUUCGUGAGACUACGGUGGACUACUAUCGACUUGGCCGCUUGACGAAAUCACAGCUCCGCCCUUUGUCCUCAUCGAAUUCGUUCAAAAAGCAGGGCCAACAGCUAAAAUUUCAACAAGUGACCCACACCACCCCAUUCUGUAUUAGUCUCCCUAAAGCAAAUAAAGGCUAGUAGUUAACACGCCUGACAGUUUCUAUAGGGCGGCUUAGUUGCACAUCGUGCAGUACCAUUAAACAGAUACGUUAAAAAGCAAAAGUUGAGCGACCUUUUGGACUAGACCAUGAUACUGUCUACGUCAAUUAGCCCAGUCGUUCGGACAAUGAUAUGUGGCAGCAGGGCUCUUAGGUUUAAGUACGUACUCACGGGUACUUCCUUCAGGCUCAGCACAUGUUAGUGAUUCAGCUUCUUUUUAGCAACAAAAAAGGUUAACAUGUCAGAACUCUAUUCAAACCACUUUCGUAGAUCUAAAUGCAGUGCAAACUUUGUUGUCUUUCAUAAUUACAUUUACAAAAUGGACGGUCGAACGAAUAAUAUAAUACUCCUCUUUGUAACUGUCGGGCAAAAUAAAGAUGGCUGCAUAUCAGGCUGCAGAGCUGACAAUUAUUUUUACGGCAAUUCUAAGAAUCGAUGACAAACGAGAGGACAAAGCUUGACAAUCUCACGAGAUGACAAAAGAGUUCGCAUGGAUACAACGUCCGGAGAAUUUACUUCCUCGGCAAAACUCUGGGGGGGGGAGUUGAUUUUUCCGCGCUUCGAUCACUUACAAGGGGCUUUGUACUGUGCACAAUUGUAGAGUGGCCUCGCCGGGGGCGCACGAAAAUAACGGGGCAACUGACUAAAGCAAGCUUCUUUCCAUUUUGAGUGAUGAUAUGAUUAUUGAUUGCUAACAUUCCCACUUGUUUAAAUACUUUGCUCGCACGCGCACAUCGUGGCAUGUUCCCCCUCCUCGUGGUCGUGUGUUCGUCCGGUGAGUGAUGUUAAGAUGGCUUAUGAGGCUGAUGUCCGCUAAGCACCAGCCACUGUCACCUGUCCUUUGUAAUCUUAUCCGCAUGAUAGAGUCCCAUGUGGGUGUAAGGCAAAGGUACAGCGAUGCCGGCCCCGAGGUGGCCGUCUGUGAAGUCUCAGGCAGCCGGUGGGUUUGGCAAAGAUUCCCCAUCCACAUGUCGGUGCGGCUGGUUGCUGCGGUCUUGUCUAUGCUAUGCAUUUUAGUAAUCUGAUUUGACUUGUCUAAUGGGUGUUUUUUUUUCACAGUGGGAUGUCGACGCACCCGAUCCGCGUUAACCGCUGUCCUUCGGGACUUCGUGAUGGUUGAGGAGUCGUUGUUGCGCCGUUGACGAACGCGUAGGACUGGUGAUUCUCGCGGAUGCGUUAGUCCGUCAAACAGAUGUCAGUGAGUCCCAUGCGCCUUUCUCCGCUUGGCGUUAGGUAUGGUCGAGGUGAGUGAUGAAUAUUGACAAGCAUAUGUCUGCUCCGUAAUGAAACUUUAUUCUGAAUACUUUGCUGCAGAGCACUUAGAACUGCUUUUGUCUUCUGUAGUGGGGAGUACAGACGGUCGCCGACUCGCCGAUGUCCUGCGUUCCACGGGGACUCCACUAGCGGCCCUCAACCGCUUAUGUGUUGGUUUGAAUACUGUCUUCCUGAAUUGA